Molecule: messenger RNA, 3227 nt
Organism: Xyrauchen texanus (razorback sucker)
Lineage: Eukaryota; Metazoa; Chordata; Actinopteri; Cypriniformes; Catostomidae
Product: growth factor receptor-bound protein 10-like
Exons: 14
Coding region: 362-2020 (552 amino acids)
Biological process (GO): signal transduction
Source: RefSeq, a predicted model, not a curated record
UCUGUUUAAAAGGUGAACGGUUGAGUUUCAGUGCCAACUUCCUGGUUCACAAGUUCUUACAUAUUGUGAACUGACAGUUGUCAACAGCGUCGAGUCAACAGUUUUGUUUCCUUUGGCAAAAGGUGUGACAAACACAUGCUUGCACAGAUUUGGCACACGUCAUGGUUUUCUGCGGAUCCUUACUGUUCUUGGCUGAAAAUCAGGUUCUGCUGUGUUGAUUGUUUUUUUGAGUAGAGAUCUAUUUUGGGAAGGAAACUGUGUGUACUUUGGGAAAACACAUUUUGAAUGUUGUUUUGACACAUGCUGGGUGUGACGAGUGGUUUCGCUUUCAAAGUAGAAAAUAUUUCUGUAUACAAAUCAUAUGUGGAGGUGGCCAAAUCAUUUUUCAGUGCUAACCUGUUCAAACUCAAUGUUUCUUUCUCUCUCAGCAGUAAUGGAGGAGGUGACAGGCUGUAGUUCAGAGGUGGAAGUGUUUAGUAGGUCAUCAACUGAGACAAUGUCCAGAAGAGAUUCUGUAUCAGUCAGAUGUUCUCCGUCCCAGAAUCUUCAGAUGUCAACGCCUCGAUCUCAACCUUUGACCAUCAGAAACACACACAGUUUCCGACCAAAGGGGGAAUUUCGAGCAUGUUCAGCACCUUUGAUUCCCAAUCCGUUCCCAGAGCUCUGCAGUCCAACACACUCUCCGGUGCUGACCGGAUCUCUCGGCAGGAGUGAUCCACCCUCUGGCAGCAGCACACAUGUGGUUCAAGUUUUUGGAGACAGCACGCACAGUCGUUCAGUCUUGGUGUCUUCAGGGGCAACAGCACGUGAUGUGUGUCAUAUACUAGCACAGGCCGCCCACUGUACAGACGAGGAGAACUGGGCCCUCAUAGAACAUCAUUCUGCUCUGGGUCUGGAGCGCUGUUUGGAAGAUCAUGAGCUUGUGGUGCAGGUACAGUCCUCCUGGCCAGUAGAGGGUGACACAAAGCUGAUCUUCCGCAAAAACUACGCCAAGUAUGAGUUCUUCAAAAAACCUGUGCUGUUUUUCCCAGAGCACAUGAUCUCUGAUAGUGCUGAUGUCACUAAAGGAAUGAAGUCAUCAGAGCUGGUGCAGAACAUGGUAAAGAGCGGUUCAUGCCCAGAGAUCCAAGGCUAUCUCCAUGUGAGAGAGGGUGGGAAGAAAUCCUGGAAGAAACUUUACUUCUUCUUACGACGAUCUGGACUUUACUGCUCCAACAAAGGCCAAUCAAAGGAGCCUCGGCACCUUCAGUUCAUUGCAGAUCUGGAGGAUUUGAAUGUGUUUGCAGUGUUCAAUGGGCGUAAACUUUAUGGAGCACCAGGCGAGCAUGUCUUCUGUGUUAAGGCAUCAAAGGUCAGGUUCCGCACUCAGGAUUUGAAGCUGAUGUGCGCUGACACUGAACAGAUUCGAACAUGUUGGAUCACGGCCUUUAGAUUGUUUAAGCAUGGGAAACAACUCCAGUGUAAUUUCCAUCUCGCCCAGUCCGGUUCCAGACUUCCCAAACCUUCACAGCAGGAAUCUAAGUUUACAGACCGGGAGGAGUCGAUGGUUGCCAUGGAUUUUUCGGGGAAGAGCGGAGGACGAGUGAUUCAGAACCCACAUGAGGCACAGAAUGCGGAGCAGGAGGAGGGACACAACUGGAGGAAAAAAGAGGCGAUACGCUACAAUUUAAUCAACAGAAGUCAUGGAUUACAACUUUCCUCUGUUCAUCGGGUUCAGCCGUGGUUCCACGGGGGCGUGUCUCGAAAUGAAGCUCAAAGGCUAUUGGAGGAGCAGGGUCAGGUGGACGGGAUGUUUCUGAUUCGUGACAGUCAACUGCACGCGCAGUGUUUUGUGUUGUCUAUGUGUUAUAAACUAGAGACGAAACACUACCUCAUCAUUUCUGUGGAAAGGCAGUACUACACUAUGGACGAUGGCGUCACGCUGUUCACAGAUCUUCUACAGUUGGUGGAGUUUUACCAGAUCAACCGCGGUAUCUUACCCGUUUGUCUCAAACACCCUUGCACUUGCAUUGCACUCUAAAUCUUGAACUUUGGCCUUGAACUCUGACCUCUAAGCAACCCACCACGACCUUCACAUUUCUCAGGUUAUAACUCACAAGGGGUGUCAGGACAUCCCACACUUUUUCACAACCAGGAAUUGCUAAUAAGCUGGCCUUAUACUUCAGCACAUCCAAAUGAUAUAUUUUGAUAUAUGCUGUAGGAUUCACAUGUGGCAGACUUUAAAGGUUACGUAGGUGCGUAAUGAUUCCAGUCUUUACGGUUUAAAAUAUAUUUACAAACUAUUUCUAUUAAUCAUCCUUCGAUCCAGAUCAAGAUUUUGUUUUUGCACAGCUGAACAAAAAUGACUAAAAUGCCUUCCUCAACCACUAGGUGGCCCGCUAAUACAAUAACAGAUCUUGUUUUCAGGAAUUCCACUGUUUUCAAUAAUUACUUCACAGUAUAUCAUAUAGGAAUAAAGGAAUGGGCCUAAGAAGUUUAUUGAACAUGUAGAACAAAUUUCUAUGUAGCAGAAUGAUGUUUUUAUUCAUUAUUUGUCUUAAAACUGAAUGGUUUAUGGCAGCUCAUUAAAUUGUACAGAGGUUUAACAUAAGAAAGCCAGUUUAUAUUUGUUUGGUACCGUUUUUCCAUUGAGUUUAUUGUGUUUUGUAGUUGUUUCUUAUGUGGUUGUAAACAUUUGGUUAUGUUUAGUUUGAUUGUGACAAACAUCUACAUUUGGUUUAUUGUUGCAUGUAAAUGCAGGAUAUUAUGGGUGUUUACUAGAAGUUAACUAAAUACAAUGAAACCUUCAUAAAUUAUUUUUUUAUUCAAUUCUUAAUACUGAAAGUUUUAGUAACACUAAGUUUCUAUUUGUCAACAUCAGUAAAGGCUUUAGGUAUCAUGAACUAUCAACGAACAAUAUUUUUUCAACAGCAUUUAUUUAUCUUGGUUAAUGUUAAUAAACAAAUACUAUUGUUCAUCGUUUGUUAGUUUGUAAUGCAUUAACUAAUGUUAACAUAUACAACUGUUAAUUUGAUUAGUUAACAACAUUAGAAUUACCAAUGUUAAACAAUUACAACCUUAUUAUAAAGUGUUACCAACUUUUAUUUUCGGGUUAGACUAUUGUAUUUAUGAACUUGAUAUAAAAACAAUAGAACUCUAUGGUAUGUUAUUAUUAAGACAACUUUUAUGUGGAUCAGCCAACAGUUCCCAUGAAAAAGAAAAAAAAAAGAAGCUUAAUAAACAUACUA